Messenger RNA from Trichomycterus rosablanca, 1249 nucleotides. It is a transcript of the gene st8sia3, whose product is annotated as ST8 alpha-N-acetyl-neuraminide alpha-2,8-sialyltransferase 3. Gene Ontology annotation, biological process: N-glycan processing; oligosaccharide metabolic process. The transcript is spliced from 4 exons. The record is from RefSeq and is a predicted model, not a curated record. Gene Ontology annotation, molecular function: alpha-N-acetylneuraminate alpha-2,8-sialyltransferase activity. The coding region runs from base 9 to 1148 and encodes 379 amino acids. Lineage: Eukaryota; Metazoa; Chordata; Actinopteri; Siluriformes; Trichomycteridae.
AGGGCAUCAUGGUGCGCGUCCUCAGCGCCCUGGGUUUGAUCAUGUUCAGCGUGGCUCUGCUCAUCCUGUCUCUCAUCAGCUACGUGUCCAUAAAGAAGGACGCCAUCUUCACGGGCCCCAAAUACCCGAGCGGAGGAGGAGGAGGUGGCGGCCCGCGGAUGUACAUGUUUCAUGCGGGGUUUAGGUCCCAACUGGCAAUGAAGUUUUUGGACCCAGCGUUCACCCCCCUGAGCAACGCCCUGAAUGAGAACCUGCAGGACAAUUCCUCCAAGUGGAGGUUUAAUAAAACUGCGUACCUGCAGCAAAGUACCGAGAUCGGCCAGUACAUCGACAUGGCGCGUAACUUCACCCUGACCAAGAGCAGCGUGCGCGUGGGUCAGCUGAUGCACUACGAUUACUCCAGCCACAAAUACGUCUUCUCCAUCGGCGAGAACUUCCGCUCGCUGCUGCCGGACUCCUCGCCCGUCCUCGGCCGGCGCUACAACACGUGCGCGGUGGUGGGCAACAGCGGCAUCCUCACGGGCAGCCGGUGCGGCGCCGCCAUCGACUCGUACGACUUCGUCUUCCGCUGCAACUUCGCGCCCACCGAGUUCUUCCGCAAGGACGUGGGCCGGCGCACCAACCUCACCACCUUCAACCCCAGCAUCCUGGAGAAGUACUACAACAACCUGCUGACCAUCCAGGACCGCAACAACUUCUUCCUGAGCCUGAAGAAGCUGGACGGUGCCGUGCUGUGGAUCCCCGCCUUUUUCUUCCACACCUCGGCCACGGUCACGCGCACGCUGGUGGACUUCUUCGUGGAGCACCAAGGGCAGCUCAAGGUGCGACUGGCCUGGCCUGGGAACAUCAUGCAGUACGUGAACAGGUACUGGAAGACGAAGCAGCUCUCCCCGAAGCGUCUGAGCACCGGGAUCCUGAUGUUCACUCUGGCCUCGUCCAUGUGCGAGCAGAUCCACCUGUACGGCUUCUGGCCCUUCGGCUGGGACCCCAACACGGGCAAGGAGCUGCCGUACCACUACUACGACAAGAAGGGAACCAAGUUCACCACCAAGUGGCAGGAAUCGCACCAGCUGCCCACCGAGUUCAAGCUCCUGUUCAAGAUGCACACGGAGGGCGUGGUCAAGCUGAGUCUGUCGCACUGCACUUAGGCGUCGGCGUUCUGAGCUUCGCGGGACGUUGAGCCGCACAGCCCUGAUUUAAGCGGUGCUGAGUUGUGGUCACCUGAACAAUUCACAUGAAUUUGGGCGGU